Molecule: messenger RNA, 1098 nt
Organism: Prorocentrum cordatum
Lineage: Eukaryota; Dinophyceae; Prorocentrales; Prorocentraceae
Source: the annotation of a GenBank genome assembly
GAAAUCGCAGCCUUCAAGGCGUGGCUGGGGCAGCGGGGCGAUCAACCGUCGGCCCGCGCCAAGUCCUCGAAGGAGGCCCCCGUCUGCGGCGGCGGCGCGGACGCCGCACCCGCCGCGGCCCCGCCGGCGCCGCGGCCCCGGGUGGGGGCCGAGUCGACGGGCGGGGCGCCCAAAGCCGCUGGCGGGCUCUCCAGGAGGGCGAGGAAGAGGCUGCGCGAGCGCGAGCAGCCCAAGGCGGCGGGUGAGGAUGAGGCGGUCGGAGGAGAAGAGAGGGGCGAGGGGGGGCCACAUGGCGCCACGCCGUCCCGGAGGGCCAGGAGGCGUCUCCGCCAGGAGGGCGGGGUGGACGACGCGGCGGAGCCGCCAGCCACAAGGCCCGACGCCGCGUCCAGCUCUGCCGGCAUGGCUGCUCGCGGGGCGCUCGGCAAGGCGGCGGCGAAGCUUCAGGGCUCCAGGUUUCGCUGGCUGAACGACACCCUGUACAGCAUCACGGGCGACGAGGCGAAGCGGCUCUACGAGAAGGACCCGGCUCUCGCGUCGGUGUACCACGAAGGAUUUCGCCUGCAGGCCAGCAAGUGGCCGAAGAACCCACUGGACGGCAUCAUCCGCUGGCUCCGGGACGAGGUGCCCGCCGAGAUGUCGAUCGGCGACUUCGGGUGCGGCGAGGCACGGCUCGCCCUGGAGCUGAAGGGCCGGACGGUCCACUCGCUCGAUCUGGUGAGGAUCAACGAGCGGGUGACCCCCUGCAACCUCGCGGCCGUGCCGCUCGGCGACGGGUCCAUCGACGUGGCGGUCUUCUGCCUCGCUCUGAUGGGCACGGACUGGCCCUCCUUCCUGAGGGAGGCCCACCGCUGCCUGCGGCCGCGGGGCCUGCUGCACAUUGCGGAGGUGGAGUCCAGGAUGGCGGACUUCAACAAAAUGAUCCGGCAGGUGGAGGGCAUCGGCUUUAAGAAGCGGUUCUUCAAGCCCGGCAGUUUCUUCGUGGAGAUGCGUUUCGAGAAGCGGUCUGGCGGAGGCGCCGGCCGCGGCGGGCGCCCUGGCAAGAAGGGCGUCGGAGACGGCGCGGCGCUGGCGGGGUGCACCUACCGCAAGAGGUGA